Molecule: messenger RNA, 1293 nt
Organism: Monosiga brevicollis MX1
Lineage: Eukaryota; Choanoflagellata; Craspedida; Salpingoecidae
Exons: 1
Coding region: 1-1293 (430 amino acids)
Source: RefSeq, a predicted model, not a curated record
AUGGGGUUGAUCGGAGUCAUGGGUGCCCUGGGGCUAUUGUUGCUGGGUGCAAUGGGUGCAGACGACCCAUUGAUCUUGCGGGAUGAUGCAGGCCAUCUGCAUAUCCAGAGCGGGGCCGCGGGCACCGUGCUUGUGCAGCAUGUCGAUGUGCUUGCCAUGCUGGAGCGUCUGGACGCACAAGUGGGUGAUUUGGAGGCGCGCACGCCACAAGCACGCGCACGGGUGCAAAACAGCAGCGCCUGGACCGUCAGCAGCAUAGGAGGCACGCUGGCAUCGGCUUUUGAUGCUAGAUUUGAGGACCUGGAUGGCGAUGGACGGCGGGACAUUGUCGUAGUCAGCUUUUGGGCUCGGGCGAUUGUGUGGUACCGCAGCCUGGGAGCGGGUGCUUUUCAAGGCCCCUUGACAAUCGCUGGAGACCUGUCGCAUGGCCCAAGAAAAUUGGCGGUCGCUGAUUUCGAUCAGGAUGGGCGCCCGGAUGUGGUGGCGACCAGCGAGGAGGGUGGCAGCCUCACAUGGUACCGCAACGAAGGAGGCAACCCCGCCCUCUCGUUUUCACCUCGGGCCAUUGUAAGAAAUGUGCUUGGGUCCUAUGCUGUGCAAGUUGCCGACGUGGAUGAAGAUGGCUGGCUCGACGUUGUGUGUGGCUUUCGUGGCGUGGGCCAUGUGGCCUGGUUCCGGAACGCUGGCAACGGCACCAUUUCACAGACGCCGCAUGUGAUUUCCAACGCCUUUGACACCAGUUAUGUCUUGGCGGUGGUUGAUCUGAACCAGGAUGGGCACGUGGAUGUGCUGUUCCCCGGCGAAAACGAUGCCACGGAGGUCCUGUUUGGUGAUGGCACUGGCAAUUUUACCGCGCAACCCUUCAACGCUGUACCUACAGGAAUUCACGCCCUGGCUGUCAGUGAUAUCAACCACGAUGGGCGCCCCGAUGUAGCAGUGGCCAGCUUUGCAGCCAAUCUAACGGUGUGGUAUGCUCAAGUGUCAAGCGGAGACCUGUGGGCGCCUCACGAGCUGCCAGGCACACUGUAUGGGCCGCGUGCGCUGGCGAUUGGCGAUUUGGACAAGGACGGGGCUAUGGAUCUGGUGGUGGGAGCUUAUAUUGAGAACCGGGUUGUCUGGUAUCGCAACUUGGGCCAGGGCACUUUUGAAGAUCCAAUCGAGCUGCUCAACAACACGAGCAGUGUGCGCUGCGUACUGGUGGAUGACAUGGAUGGUGACGGCGAUCUAGACGUCUUGGCUGCGUCUUACUCAGGCCAGGUCUUGGGUCUGGCUUUGAAUCCGCUGCGCCCGUAG